UAUGAGACAGUGUGUAGUAGUUCUUGCUCGUAGGUCUCUGCUGAGGUUGGUGUAAAUUUCAUAUAAUAAUAAUAAUAUUAAUAAAUAAUAAAUAUGGCGAAGACGUGCAGCGAAAAGGUGUCGAUGAUCACAUGCACGGCGCCGGUAAACAUUGCUGUCAUUAAGUACUGGGGUAAACGUGAUGAAGAGCUCAUUCUGCCCAUUAACUCCUCACUCAGUGUAACUCUGCAUCAGGACCAGCUUAAAACGACCACCACAGUUGCGUGCAGCAGAAACUUUCAGGAAGACCGCAUCUGGCUGAACGGGAAAGAAGAAGACAUCAACCAGCCGAGAUUACAGUCAUGUCUUUGUGAGAUCCGAAGGUUAGCACGGAAAAGACGGAAUGAUGAAGACCCUAAUGCUGAGAUCACGCUUUCUCACCGGGUGCAUAUCUGCUCCGUGAAUAACUUCCCAACAGCAGCAGGACUGGCGUCCUCUGCAGCUGGAUAUGCAUGCCUGGUGUACUCGCUGUCCCGUUUGUUGGGUGUGGAUGCUGAGCUGUCUGUGGUGGCUCGUCAGGGUUCAGGCAGUGCCUGCAGGAGCAUCUACGGCGGCUUUGUGCAGUGGAAGAUGGGAGAAAGACAGGACGGGACAGACAGCGUGGCCGAGCAGGUAGCACCGGAGACGCACUGGCCGGAGCUUCGGGUUCUCGUCCUGGUGGUCAGUGCAGAGCGGAAGCAUGUCGGAAGCACUUCAGGCAUGCAGACCAGCGUGCAGACCAGCGCACUGUUGAAGCACCGUGCGGACCGCGUGGUCCCGGCUCGGAUGGACGACAUGAUCAGGGCGGUUCAGGGACGAGAUUUUGCGACAUUCGCCGAACUCACCAUGAAAGACAGCAACCAGUUUCACGCCACCUGCCUGGACACCUUCCCACCCAUAUUCUACCUCAACGACAUUUCCUGCAGAGUCAUUAACCUGGUGCAUCGCUACAAUCAGCAUUACACAGAGACCAGAGUGGCGUAUACUUUUGAUGCAGGCCCUAAUGCAGUCAUCUACCUCCUGCAGGACCAUGUGGCAGAAUUUGUUCAGACUGUUCGACAUUUCUUCCCUCCGGAAUCCAACGGUGGAGAGUUUGUAAAGGGAAUUCCUGUGCUCUCCGCCUCGCUGCCUGACGAGCUGAUAAGAGCCGUCGGCAUGGAACCUACGCCCAAGGGCAUCAGCUACAUCAUCAACACAAAGGUUGGUCCUGGUCCAUGUGCAGUAGAUGAUCCAACACUUCACCUGUUAGGUGCUGAUGGACUUCCCAAGAAAACUCCCUGAGUGUUAAACACCUCAAUGCAGAAUAUCAACCUUCCCCAGAGAACAAAAUUCAAUAAAGAUUUAACAGAUUUAAAACAAAAAAAAAUUAUUGUUAUUACUAUUAUUAAAAUUUCUGAAUAAUUUUUACCAUAUUGUCUAUUUACAUGUUUACAUUCAUUUUUGUGCAGAUUUCUAGUUUUGAAAAAAUCGAUUUGAAAAUAAAUGUAUUGAUUGCA
Molecule: messenger RNA, 1514 nt
Organism: Tachysurus vachellii
Lineage: Eukaryota; Metazoa; Chordata; Actinopteri; Siluriformes; Bagridae
Gene: mvda
Product: mevalonate (diphospho) decarboxylase a
Exons: 10
Coding region: 94-1299 (401 amino acids)
Biological process (GO): isopentenyl diphosphate biosynthetic process, mevalonate pathway; isoprenoid biosynthetic process
Cellular component (GO): cytosol
Molecular function (GO): diphosphomevalonate decarboxylase activity; ATP binding
Source: RefSeq, a predicted model, not a curated record